Molecule: messenger RNA, 1048 nt
Organism: Cyprinodon tularosa
Lineage: Eukaryota; Metazoa; Chordata; Actinopteri; Cyprinodontiformes; Cyprinodontidae
Product: glycogen synthase kinase-3 beta-like
Exons: 2
Coding region: 737-1033 (98 amino acids)
Biological process (GO): regulation of microtubule cytoskeleton organization; extrinsic apoptotic signaling pathway in absence of ligand; insulin receptor signaling pathway
Cellular component (GO): beta-catenin destruction complex; axon; cytosol
Molecular function (GO): beta-catenin binding; ATP binding; tau-protein kinase activity
Source: RefSeq, a predicted model, not a curated record
ACGUAACGUACGCACCGACAAAGACUGCGAGCCUGAAACCUAUGGGGAAGGAGUAAAAAAAGACAUUCGGUAUCGUCGCACUCUGUAUCUUUAGACCAUCGUUUUUGAGAGGCUCGCCGCUUAAGGAACGAGAUACAGACGCCGAAAUUUGACCAAGACGAAGCCGGGAGCGAGCACCAGACCGAAGGGUGUAAAUUAGCCGCACAAAGACUGUCGCGACGGCAGGUUUUCCGUUGGAGGAUCUGUAAGCUCUGGUAUAGUGAGGGAGCCGCCAUGGCAGUCGGAUCAUUGAGGCUCCACAUCGGGAUAUGAAGAGGAGCUGAAUGCCCCCCCUGAAUUGACUCGUUUUGCCUCUGGAUUUGACAACCGAACCAACUACUAUUCGCAUUCGUGGAAACCACACAGAAAAAGACGUUUUAGCAAACAAGUUGGCCACAUAGAGAGGCCAAAUUCACCACUAUUUCAGUCGGAGACGUGUCUUGUGAGGCCCGCUGAAAGGAAAGCUGGACUAUAAAGCAGAUAAAUAAUGCUCUGAUUGCCCGUCGUCGGGGAAAUAUAGGACAGUUUUAUUUUGUGAUUAUAAACCAGUUUGUUAACGGGCUCUCUUUUUGCCUGUGCUCUUCUUCUGAGACGCUAAGAUAUUAAUUUUACUGUCAUCCUGCAUUUGGAUGAGAAGCUUCGGCGAAUCGAGCCACCCUGUCGUUUAGCAAGUCGAAAGAAUCAAAGGGAUUGGAUCAUGUCGGGUCGGCCCAGGACCACAUCCUUCGCCGAGAGCUGCAAACCAGUGCCGCAGCCCUCUGCUUUCGGCAGCAUGAAAGUCAGCAGAGACAAAGAUGGCAGCAAGGUAACAACAGUUGUGGCCACUCCAGGCCAAGGCCCAGACAGGCCACAGGAGGUCAGCUACACGGACACCAAGGUUAUCGGCAACGGCUCCUUCGGUGUUGUCUAUCAAGCAAAACUCUGCGACUCUGGGGAAUUGGUGGCGAUAAAGAAGGUCCUACAAGAUAAGAGAUUUAAGGUAAAGCAUGCGUGAAAGCUGUGUACGUAA